CCCAGGUCGCCGAGAAGCUCAGGGAGCCGGAGGCCAUAGUACCCAGCUGCGUGGUCAAGCAAGAAAAAGAAGAGCCAUAGGAAGGAGAGGUCGGCCCUGUCGGCGUCAGGAGAAAGGGAGCUGUGGCGCCGGCGCCGUCGGCGGCGGCCAUGGAGGACGAGCCGCAGGUCAAGCUGCGGUUCGGCUUGUCCUUGUUCCACUGCCGCGCUUGCCUCCGCCCCCUCAGGCCUCCCACGGCCAAGUGCAGCGCCGGGCACGUCGUCUGCGACGCCUGCCGCGGCAGCCACGCUCCGGAGUGUGCCGGCGCCGCCGCCUUCGUCCCCAGCCUCGACGUGGACGUCUACGUGCGCGGCGCCAGGCUGGCGUGCCCCAAUGCGGAGUUCGGCUGCGAGAGCUGCUGCGUCUACUACCAAGCCCGCGACCACGAGCGCGCGUGCCAGUGGGCGCCCUGCUACUGCCCGGAACCGGGCUGCAACGCCUCCGACUCGCCGGCGAGGCUGGCCGCCCACUUCGCCGCCACCCACGCCUGGCCCGUCACCGACGUGAGCUACGCGAAGGUGCACAGGAUCGCCCUGCCGCGGGGGUCGGCCCUGCACCUCCUCGUGAGCAGGGAGGACUCGCAGGUGUUCGUCGUGUCCUCGUCCGCGCUCGGCGCCGGCGCCGGCGCGGCGGCGGCGGCGGCGGCGGCGGCGGCGCUGGCGUGCGUGCGGGCGAACGGCGACGCGGUGGCGGGGGCGCCGCGGUUCCGGUGCACGCUCUGGGUGCAGGACGCGCGCGGCGGCGGGAACGUGGCGAGGGUCACGUUCGAGGUGCCGAGCAGCGACCUGUCCCGCGGGUUCGUGGCCGCGGAGCAGGGCAUGUUCCUGGCCGUGCCGCCGGAGCUGCUGCGCGACGCGCCCGGCGAGGCGCCGGACCUCAUGGUCCGCAUCGACAAGGCUGCGUCCGCCGCUGCGAACUCCCCCAUCACUCCACCAGCUUAGGUGAACGCCCGACCUUUGUGUAGCAGCGCGUGAGAUCUUCUCCGGGUUCAUCACAGUUUGAUAUGUACUGAGAUCAACUCUGGAAAGAAAGGAAGAUCAUCCAAACCAGGGAUGCUUUUGCAUUGUACGCUCCCUAAUGGAGAAUUGUGAUUAAAUGAUGUUACAAUGCUGCC
Molecule: messenger RNA, 1153 nt
Organism: Panicum virgatum (switchgrass)
Lineage: Eukaryota; Viridiplantae; Streptophyta; Magnoliopsida; Poales; Poaceae
Product: putative E3 ubiquitin-protein ligase SINA-like 6
Exons: 2
Coding region: 150-980 (276 amino acids)
Molecular function (GO): zinc ion binding
Source: RefSeq, a predicted model, not a curated record